GUUUCAUUUGUAUUAGUUCUCUCUCAUAAAUAAUACAAUUCCCAUUCUGUGUGUUUCAAAAUGAAGCAAAAGAUUUUUUUGAGGGUGCAGAUGAAGUGUAACAAGUGCAAGAACAAGGCCAUGAAGAAAGCAGCGGUUGCACCAGGUGUGAGCUCAGUAGCGAUAGAUGGAGAUAAGAUGGUGGUGACGGAAGAUGGAAUCGACCCUGUUAGAUUGACCAUUUCGCUACAGAAAAAACUUGGUUAUGCCACCAUCGAAAGCGUGGAAGAACUGGAAAAAGAAGAGAAGAAAGAUGAAGUUAAGUUGACCUCAUUAGAAUCUGUCGUCUAUCCACAAUUUCCUGUUCGCAGCUCUUAUUAUAUUUAUGAUGAUUUAAACGCAAGCUUUUGCUCCAUCUUCUAA
Morus notabilis is the source of this 402-nucleotide messenger RNA. Its product is annotated as heavy metal-associated isoprenylated plant protein 47-like. The transcript is spliced from 3 exons. Gene Ontology annotation, molecular function: metal ion binding. The record is from RefSeq and is a predicted model, not a curated record. NCBI's taxonomy places the organism in Eukaryota, Viridiplantae, Streptophyta, Magnoliopsida, Rosales, Moraceae. Bases 61 to 402 code for a protein of 113 amino acids.